AUGUCAGCUUCUCAGACGCUGUUUCUCCCUGAAGGCAACCAUAUCUUAGCUGUUGAUAAGAUGCUUCUCAGGAGUAUCAGUGUGCACAUACGCUGCAGAGGUUCUCAGCAACGGCGACCGUCUCAGACCUAUCUCGAGGACAGGGCUCCUGAACAUUAUGCCUCCGGCGAGGGUGCACAAGGUCCGUCUACCACGUCUACCUCGUCGGGCCGUCGCUUCGCUCCUACGGCGGGCAUCUUUGGGUUGCUUGCGAAUCUCUUGAAUAAUCCCACUGACAUCACUCAGGAUCUUACCACGCACGCCGAUAUCUAA
This is a messenger RNA of Coniophora puteana RWD-64-598 SS2, 312 nucleotides long. RefSeq lists its product as uncharacterized. The record is from RefSeq and is a predicted model, not a curated record. The transcript has 2 exons. The coding region runs from base 1 to 312 and encodes 103 amino acids. NCBI's taxonomy places the organism in Eukaryota, Fungi, Basidiomycota, Agaricomycetes, Boletales, Coniophoraceae.